Molecule: messenger RNA, 3542 nt
Organism: Dunckerocampus dactyliophorus (ringed pipefish)
Lineage: Eukaryota; Metazoa; Chordata; Actinopteri; Syngnathiformes; Syngnathidae
Gene: cul3b
Product: cullin 3b
Exons: 16
Coding region: 192-2495 (767 amino acids)
Biological process (GO): protein ubiquitination; ubiquitin-dependent protein catabolic process
Cellular component (GO): Cul3-RING ubiquitin ligase complex
Molecular function (GO): ubiquitin protein ligase binding
Source: RefSeq, a predicted model, not a curated record
ACUUGUAGUGAGUCCGCCAUUGCUGAAGCAAGUACUAGUGAAUUUGGCUGUCAACAAUAAACUUACUGCGCCGGGACGCGGAGCUGCGAGGUCGAGUGAAAGCUAGUCGACUGCUCCAGUCACCAGUAGUCACCCCGUCCCUCCCUGGAGAACUUUUUAAUGUGAAUACAGAGCCCACGGACGAGGCUAUCAUGUCCAAUCUCAGCAGAGGCGGCACCAAGAAAGACACCAAAAUGAGGAUACGGGCCUUUCCUAUGACAAUGGAUGAGAAGUAUGUGAACAAUAUAUGGGACCUCCUGAAGAAUGCCAUCCAGGAGAUUCAGAGGAAGAACAAUAGUGGGCUGAGCUUUGAGGAACUCUACAGGAACGCCUACACCAUGGUGCUCCACAAACAUGGAGAGAAGCUUUACACUGGACUGCGGGAGGUUGUCACCGAACAUCUUAUCAACAAAGUACGAGAAGAUGUCCUCAACUCCCUCAACAAUAACUUCCUUCAAACCCUAAACCAGGCUUGGAAUGACCAUCAGACGGCAAUGGUGAUGAUCCGGGACAUCCUCAUGUACAUGGACCGGGUUUAUGUGCAGCAAAAUAAUGUGGAGAAUGUCUACAAUUUGGGUCUCAUCAUCUUUAGGGAUCAGGUUGUCCGCUACGGCUGUAUCAGAGACCAUCUACGACAAACCCUACUGGACAUGAUUGCACGUGAAAGGAAGGGGGAGGUGGUGGACAGGGGCGCCAUCAGAAAUGCGUGCCAAAUGUUGAUGAUCCUCGGCCUUGAAGGCAGAUCCGUUUAUGAAGAGGACUUUGAGGCACCUUUCUUGGAAAUGUCUGCAGAAUUUUUCCAGAUGGAGAGCCAGAAGUUCCUAGCAGAAAAUAGUGCUAGUGUGUACAUAAAGAAGGUGGAAGCCAGGAUUAAUGAGGAGAUUGAGCGGGUGAUCCACUGUCUGGAUAAAUCUACAGAGGAGCCCAUUGUCAAGGUAGUGGAGAGGGAGCUCAUAUCCAAGCACAUGAAGACAAUUGUAGAGAUGGAGAACUCUGGUCUAGUCCACAUGCUCAAGAAUGGAAAGACCGAUGACCUGGCGUGUAUGUACAAACUGUUCAGUCGCGUUCCCAAUGGACUGAAGACCAUGUGUGAGUGUAUGAGCUCUUACCUUCGGGAGCAAGGCAAGGCUCUUGUGUCGGAGGAGGGAGAAGGGAAAAACCCUGUGGACUACAUCCAGGGCUUACUGGACCUGAAGUUGCGUUUUGACCGAUUCCUCCAGGAGUCUUUCAACAAUGACCGUCUCUUUAAACAAACUAUAGCUGGUGACUUUGAGUACUUCCUUAACCUCAACUCGCGCUCGCCUGAGUACCUCUCACUCUUCAUUGAUGACAAACUAAAGAAAGGAGUAAAAGGGCUGACAGAGCAGGAGGUGGAGUCCAUACUGGACAAAGCUAUGGUGCUGUUUCGCUUCAUGCAGGAAAAGGAUGUAUUUGAGAGGUACUACAAGCAACAUCUGGCCCGCAGGCUGCUCACCAACAAGAGUGUCUCGGAUGACUCAGAGAAAAACAUGAUCUCAAAGCUUAAGACUGAGUGUGGCUGUCAGUUCACCUCUAAACUGGAAGGCAUGUUCCGGGAUAUGAGCAUCUCAAACACCACUAUGGAUGAGUUUAGACAACAUCUGCAGACAACUGGGGUGUCUCUUGGAGGUGUUGAUCUCACUGUGAGGGUGUUGACAACAGGUUACUGGCCAACACAGUCGGCAACACCCAAGUGCAACAUCCCCCCUUCACCACGACAUGCAUUUGAAGUUUUCAGGAGGUUUUAUCUUGGCAAGCACAGUGGCAGACAACUAACACUGCAGCACCACAUGGGCUCUGCAGAUCUCAACGCCACCUUCUACGGUCCCAUUAAAAAGGAGGAUGGGUCAGAGGUUGGAGUCGGGGGAGCUCAAGUAACCGGUUCCAACACUCGGAAGCACAUCCUGCAGGUGUCGACCUUCCAGAUGACCAUCCUCAUGCUUUUCAAUAACAGAGAGAAGUCUACUUUUGAGGAGAUCCAACAGGAGACAGAUAUCCCAGAGAGGGAGCUGGUGCGAGCACUGCAGUCUUUGGCCUGUGGGAAGCCCACUCAGAGAGUCCUCACAAAGGAGCCCAAGUCCAAGGAGAUUGAGAAUGGUCAUGUGUUUACAGUUAAUGACCAGUUUACCUCCAAACUGCAUCGGGUCAAAAUCCAGACAGUGGCUGCUAAGCAAGGAGAGUCCGACCCAGAGAGGAAGGAGACUCGACAGAAAGUGGAUGAUGACAGGAAGCACGAGAUUGAAGCUGCUAUUGUUCGCAUCAUGAAGUCUAGGAAGAAGAUGCAGCACAAUGUCUUAGUAGCAGAGGUCACACAGCAGUUGCGAGCACGAUUCCUUCCCAGUCCUGUAGUCAUCAAGAAACGUAUUGAAGGACUCAUUGAGAGGGAAUAUUUGGCACGAACACCGGAGGACCGCAAAGUGUACACCUAUGUAGCGUAAAACAUGUGAAUUCAGAGCACCAUAGAGGCGGGAGAAACAGCGAGCCUUGUUUUUGUGGACUGUUAUGCGUUUGAAAGAACUUGGAAGUGCUCUCAUCGUUGAUUCUGGGAUACACUGGGAAGUUUAACUUUUCUUCCAUAAAAAAUGUUAGAAAAAAAAAUCAUGCAAAAGAUGGGGAAGUUUUCUAGCAAUAUUAGACUUCUUCUGCUAACAGAAAUGACCAGAGGGAGGGGGUGGUCUAGUUUUGUACAAAAUGAUGUUUCUUGUGGCCUUUGGGGAGAAUUGGGAGAGACUGACCAAAAGGUUGAAGGAGGAGUGUUGCUGGGUGGUUAUUAAGCUGACAUGCGGCUACAGAGAGACUAAGAAAACAUUAGAAUUCACACCCCUGUUUUAAUUGUUGAUGUCUGUGUUAUGUUUGUGUUAUGUGGCACAACUAUGGCUGUACAGACACUCUUGGCCCUUUCCCCUCUCUGAAGAUUUGAAAUUGAACAAAGAGGGCAAAGUGUUACCUGGGACAGACUUGGCUUACAUCAAUCAAAUACACUUUGAGUACUUGGGGAACCUUAACGAGUGCUUAAUUUAUGUUGCAAAUCUUUCUGUGUUUCAGGUGCUUAAUGCCUGCAAUUAAUUAAUUGCACCUUCUUUACUGUCUUAAUGACAUUCUCAGAUAGAAUAUUUUGGCCAGGUCUGUGCUAGUGGUCUGAGAUUAAAGUAAGGAAACCUCCCACCAUGCUUUUAGCAACAAGCUCCAUCAGGGGAAUAAGACAACCAUGAAGCCCCCAUUGACGUUUCGGUCCAUCAUUACAUUUUACUCAGGCCUGUAUGAGUGACCACAAGAUGACAGCCUCUCUCUGAAUGGCUCGUUCCCUGUGGUGCAGGUUUCAAUGAGGAUUUGUUUUGUUCCUACUCAGUUGCAUUUUGAAUGGGUGGAACCUGACUAGCACCAUGUUCUAAUGUGUACAAAUUGUAAAAUAAUUAUUGUACUCACUGCGAAGGUGGAUUGUACAGGGCCUUGUUUUCAUCAUAAUAAAUGUAGAAUAAAACGGA